Molecule: messenger RNA, 1726 nt
Organism: Paramecium pentaurelia
Lineage: Eukaryota; Ciliophora; Oligohymenophorea; Peniculida; Parameciidae
Source: the annotation of a GenBank genome assembly
AUGAAAAGACCAUCUACAGCUGGGAUGCCAAAACAUAAUCAAUCACCUAAAGCCUUUAAGUUGAAUUCAAAAUUAUCUGAAGAAAAUCUAUAAUAGAAACAAUUUCAACUAUCCAAAACAUUAUCGAAAUUACAAUAAGAAUAAAGAAAUCUAUAAUAGCAAAUGAAUUACAUAGAAGUACAUUAACAUAUCCACAAUCUAGCAAGAGAAAUAAAAAUCAAAAAUAACAUAAGAUGAAAAAUAAGGAAAUUAAAGUUGGCUAGGAAUAAAACUGAAAAUCUAAAUUAAUUAACUAAAUUCAUAAAUUGAAGAGAAACAAAGUCAAAUCAAAUAAUUGUAAAAGAAUCCUAAUUUCACUCGAAGUUAAGAGCAAAAUAUUCUUAUAGAAUAUCUAAAUUAUUGCUCAUCAUCAUUAAAAUAGUAAGAAAAUUUAAUGCCAAAUGAAGUUGAAGAUCUCAAAGUGGAGAUUCAGGAAUUAGAAAUAACUAAGAAAUUAUUAGAAGAAUAAAGUGAAAAUCUUUCAAUUUAAAAGAGUUUACUUGAGAAAAAGAUUUCAUAGCAAUAUUUAGAAUUAGAUUAGACUAAAAAUGAGAAGAAAGAGAAAGAAAGAGAUCUUCGAUAUUUAAAAAAAGAAAUGAUUAAAUUUGAAGAAAAACAAAAAGAAACACAAUAAAAUUAAAAAGUAACAAUUAAAAAAAAGGAAGUUAUUGAUAUUGAUGAUAAAAAAGCAGAAAUCAUAGAAAAAGAUUAGCAAAUUAGUUAGUAAGAGUAGAUAAUUAAUUAAUUGAAAGAAAAACUAUAGGAAAGAACAAAUUAUGAAUUAAGAAGUAAAAAUGCAUUGAUAGAUGAACUAUAAGGAUUAAAUCAAUAAGUAUAAUAAAUGAGAGAAGAAUUGAAAGAAUUAAAUGAAUAUUAUUUGGCAGAAAUUCAACCUUUAGAAACUGAAUCAUUACCUAUCAUAUAGGGUAAUAGAGAUCACACAUUUACAAUUUUACAUGAUGUCUAUAAUAAAUAAGAAAAGAAAUUCCCAAAGGCACCAAGGGUUAGGUAUGAAUAAGUUUAAGAUAUGGGAAAAGAAUUGAGUUUAAGAUUGCAACUAAAAUAAAUUACUGUAAAUGAGGCAUGUGCUAUCUUAAUAUAACCUGCAAUAAAUAAUUCAAUCAGUGUAGAAUAAUUAUAAGAAUAAUUACUUUAAGAACCAUUUACAAUGGCUGAUCCUAAUGAAGCCAAAUUAAUAGCUAGAUUUAUUGUAGAAGAUGUUAAUGAUGAAAUUGUUAGUUUGGAUCCACAAGCAACUGUAAAAUUACCAGUUGUGAAAUCCGUUUUUAGACAUCUUAUUAAUUGCUAUGAUUUAUUAAAUUAAGAAUAAGAUAAAUAAUUAUGGGAAGAGGUCAGUGUUAUUGUUAAUAAGUAUGAAACUGCAUUGAGAAGUUAAUUCGAUUAAUUAAAUAAACAAUAACAUGGAUUUAUGAAACCUAAAGAUUUGUUUUAUUGUUUAGAUUAAUUAUUUUUAGAUUUAACAGAUAUUCAAAAAGAAUAUGUAUUAUUGAGACUCUUUGCCUAUACAAAUAACAUUAAUAAAAUAAUGCAUAUGAAAAUAUUUGAUGUCUUUAAAGCAGGAUCUUAUAUAGAUAGAGUUUCAAAGGAUACUAGAAAGAAGAAGAAAUAAAGAACAACUACUAAGAAAAUAGAAAUUCAAAAGUAGGAUAUUGAUGACUUUGAUUGA